AUGCAGCAGACAGUCGCCGCUAUUGAGGAGUUCAUCGAAGCGCGUGACGCGUUGGGGCGGUGGAUCGAUGAGAGGGAGAGCGGCGCCGGCGGUGAUGAGCGCUACUACAGCAGCCGCAACGCAAAUGAGGAGGAGGAGGAGGAGGACACCGCGGUGGAGCUGGUGGGGGUUCUCUGGCGAAGCGCCUUCUUCUGGGUGGCGGUACUCGACUACAUCGAGGCGCUGUCGCUCAGCAGCGCUAAGGUGAACGCCUUUGCGCUGCGGCCAAAGUACGAGCAGGCACUAAUGCAGCUCCUCAACUCCGUUGCCGUGCCGCGAUUCGCCGGCAAUUGGCAGCAAGCACCUCUUGCGCCUGCUCCUUCUGCCACUAGUGAGGCGGCCCCCGCGGCUGUGCCGAGUGAUAAUGAUGUCAAUGGUCAGCCAACAGACAAUGGCGCCUCGGCCCUAACAACAGCGAGUGAUGUGGGUCCGUCCACCACCAUCGCUACUACUACCGCGACUAAUGCUGCUGGACGUGGACGUGGACGUGGCAGCAACGACGAGACGGAUUCGGCACGUGCGGACAGAGUGACGCGGCUGCUUGCCGACCUCGCGGCGCUGACGAACUGCCCCACCGAUAAUCCUGACGCCGCCGGCAUCAACCCAACAUUCUACGCGAUGGUACAUGCGCGGCUGAACGUACUGGCGGCGUGUGACCGCCUCGACCGCUUUAGCGCCACUGCCGCUGUUGCCCCGCCGCCGUUGACGCCGUCACUGCAGGCGCUGCAAGCACAGCGUGACGCCAUUGCGGCGUCCCGCCAGCGUCGGGAGAUGGAGCGUGAGAACCGUGACGACAUUGGCGUGCCACUAGACUUUGUGCCGAACGAGGCGUACAUGCGUGCCGCGCUGGAGAAACAGAACGACACACUGGGCGAGGACGAGGAGCUCUUCAAGGACGAGAUUGUGGAUUACUACAAGCGCCACCCGCAGCCAACAGCACCGGGACGGCGCGGGAAUGCGCCACAGGACGCGCGGAAGGGUGCGGCACCAGCGGAGGAGCCUGUGGCGCUUGUGAAGCCGCACCGCUUCUGCAAGGUGAAGACAGGCUACACGUGGACGCAGUACAACCGCACACACUACGACUCCCGCACGAAUCCGCCGCCACGCAGUGUGCUGUGGUACGAGUUCACACUCUUCUACCCCGCCUUGGCAAACACGACGCGCGACAUGAGCCGCAUCUACCACAUCGAGGACACACCAAAAGGACCAAACGGCGACUAUUGCAUUCUUGUCUUUUCUGUGGGGCCGCCGUACGCAGAUGUCGCGUAUCAAAUUGUGCGGAAGCAGUGGGACACACGCCCUGGUGGCGUUCGGGCGAGCUUCGACAGCAGCGGCACCUACCGCCUGUUCUUCCGCUUCACUAACAGCAACUAUCGGCGCUAA
Trypanosoma grayi is the source of this 1422-nucleotide messenger RNA. RefSeq lists its product as hypothetical. Gene Ontology annotation, molecular function: protein binding. Gene Ontology annotation, biological process: mRNA cis splicing, via spliceosome. The transcript has a single exon. The coding region runs from base 1 to 1422 and encodes 473 amino acids. Lineage: Eukaryota; Euglenozoa; Kinetoplastea; Trypanosomatida; Trypanosomatidae. Gene Ontology annotation, cellular component: spliceosomal complex; cytoplasm. The record is from RefSeq and is a predicted model, not a curated record.